Molecule: messenger RNA, 2199 nt
Organism: Clonostachys byssicola
Lineage: Eukaryota; Fungi; Ascomycota; Sordariomycetes; Hypocreales; Bionectriaceae
Source: the annotation of a GenBank genome assembly
AUGUUUAACAAAUUCGCCCUCAAUGGCGUGGCAAUCACGAGACCCUCCUCUAACACAGACACAAAUGCAGCAUCUUCCCAAUCCAAGAAACCGAACCAAGAGCCCAAAAGGCACAGACGGGACCAGGUAACCCGUGCCUGCAACUGGUGCAGAGCAUACAGAGUCAAAUGCGACAACGAUCUGCCUUGCCACAACUGUGUCAGCAGAGGCACACAGUGCAGCCGGGAUGGGGAGACUGGGGAGCAGAAGAGGGUUCUCAACUUGGCAAGCGCUCUAAGGGAGAUUGAGACACUAAAGCAGCAGGUUGGGGAUUUACAGGCACAGCUAGACGCCACGCAGACGGCCUCUCAGACCCCUUGUGCCUCUUCUUCAUCCGACUUUACUCCCCAGAACACGUCAAACCCAAAUGACACCGGCGGGCACGGCAGGUCCCUUCCGGAAGAAGAGGAUGGCCAGCAUCUGUUCUCGGAAGCUCUCGAAAUCUGUAAAGCGGACACACAAUUCCAGGGUCCGCUAUCCUCCUAUAUCUUCUCUAAACGCCUCUACUCGUACCUGCGUCAGGUCACUUGCAACAUUCAGCAGCAUGAUAGUGCUGGCAAUUCAGUUCCAACCAUGCUCGAAGACAGAGCAUCAAGGUUUUGGCUGUCGCCGUACACUGGCAAUCCCGGUAUUACUGCUCCCGAGCUGAACCGAGACGUACAAAAUCGCGAUACAGAUGCAAAUGCAGAUUCGUUACGAAACCCUGGCGAGCUGACACCUUCACAAGAGGAGUCUUUCAUAAAUGCAUUCUUCUCUUCCUUGGGUCGGUCUUACCCGAUGACUGACAGGGUCGACUUCGAGGAGUAUUAUCAAUCGCUUUGGGUCCCUGUUCAGGAUACCGACCUCGUGAGGCAGUCAUCUCCAUUGGUUGACAUCAUUCUGGCCCUCAGCAUUCGUUUCAGCGGCGUCAUGCUGCCGGGAGAUGGCCGGGCCGAUGCUCAACCACCUGCAUCCCUUCCACGUCAUUUCGACAUUCUCGCAAUGGCUCAUUAUCUGUAUGACCAGUGUCAGAGGCAGCUUCGCCAAAAGCCUCAUCGAGCCUCACUCGUUAGCUUACAAUGUCGGUUCUGGUGUUCUGUGAACCUUUUCAACACCUUUCAACCUAGCGAGGCGUAUCUGGAGUUGGGCAUGGCAGUCCGGGAGGCACACACCCUUGGCCUCCAUGUCGAAAUGGCAGCAUGCUUGUCCAACAGGACAUUAUUCAAUCAGCCAAGGAUAAGACGGUUGAUGUGGUGGACGCUUUUCACCUUUGAUGCGAGGCUGAGCCUGUAUCUUGGCCGGCCAGGUGGUAUCCAAAUCAGCCACACGACGUGCGCCAUUCCCUCGUCCGUGUUCCCGGAGAACAACAGUGCUGGCAAGGCAUCGUCUACCGAGCAAUUGGCAGCGCGAAUAUUCCAGCAGGUAUUGUUUGGACAGCAGGCAAAACUCUACUUGGCCGCGGGAAUCUUGCACGACACAUUCUACACGCAGUCCGGCAGCAGACGAGGAGAGCUCGGCUUGGAUUUAGUCAAGGGCCGCUCCGACACGGUCGAGUUUGCUGCAGAAACUCUCACCGAUAGCUUGGAUAGCCUGACGGCGUGGGCCGACACAAUACCGCCUUCACUCAAGAGUAGGCGUGAGGGUGGUGGUGUUCCUCUUUCCACAGAUCUUUCGAGGCACGAUUUGCAACACUUUGACCUGGUUGGCCCAAAGUGGUUUCGGAGGCAGACGCUCAUAUUGGAACUACAAUAUCACGAGGCGAUAAUGAUGGCAUCUAGACCUCUUAUCAGCUUUCCGCCAAUAGGUCAGCAAACAGAGCUACCUAUACAAGGGGUGAGCCCACAUCACUUUGAAUCACGAACUUUUGAUCACGCGGAAAAGGCUUCCAGGCAUGCGGCGGCCAUUACCCACACGUUAUACCAGACAUGUGUUGAAACUGACAUUCUCCACGGAUGGAACGAGGUUCUGCAUUACCAAUGGAAUGCUGCCUCAACCUUGGCAGGCUUUUUCCUCGCUUACCCGUCGCAAAAUAGGCUGGGCUUUGAGACAAUGCUUCUCUCUGUCCAGGUAUUUGACAGCACGGGAAAGGCGACGGGUGCGGCCGUUGCUGUAGCACAGCUCGGAGCCACUGUUCAUCGCUUGGCACGCUCAGGCCACCAAGGGGACGGCGUAUUGGAAUAA